Molecule: messenger RNA, 1345 nt
Organism: Coprinopsis cinerea okayama7#130
Lineage: Eukaryota; Fungi; Basidiomycota; Agaricomycetes; Agaricales; Psathyrellaceae
Product: V-ATPase subunit C family protein
Exons: 8
Coding region: 1-1245 (414 amino acids)
Biological process (GO): proton transmembrane transport
Cellular component (GO): vacuolar proton-transporting V-type ATPase, V1 domain
Molecular function (GO): proton-transporting ATPase activity, rotational mechanism
Source: RefSeq, a predicted model, not a curated record
AUGCCUUCAGAUCAGAGUACCUGGCUCAUUGCUGUUCCACAGGAUGGCGACUCGGAAGGUUUGUUUCAAGAGUUGGCGCCCAAACUAGCCUCACAGGCUAAACUCCCACUGCGCGAUCUCGCACAAUUGCCUAUUCCGUCCUUCAAGGUGGGUCGCCUGCAGCCCCCGAUUCUCCCGCUUCGUAGGCUUAUGGUGCAAGGGCAGACAGGGACGCUGGACUCGCUUAUUGGAUUAUCGGAGGACUUGACAAAGCUCGAUGGAACGUUUACGGCGACGGUGGCGAAGGCGGUCGAUACGCUGCGGAACCUAUUGAACAACGACCCGGCUAAACUCGCGCAGAAUGUGUUGGUGGACGAGAGACCCGUGGACAGCUAUAUUAUGAGUGAGUGGAGGUGGAAUGAGAGUCGCUAUCCUGUUCAGAGGAGUCUCAGGGAGCUGGUCGAUGGAUUGACUGAGGAAAUGACGUCGAUCGAUAAUGCACUCAAGAAUAAGGUCACGAAUUAUAACCAGGUCAAGGGGUCUUUGACCCAGAUGCAGCGCAAGAAGACUGGUAAUCUAUCGGUGCGGUCAUUGGUCGACCUCGUCACUGUCGACGACUUUGUGCAAGACUCGGAGUACCUGGAGACGGUUCUUGUUGCUGUUCCGAAGAACUUGAUCAAGGAAUGGCUCAAUUCAUACGAGCGCCUGACUGCCAUGGUCGUGCCCCGUUCUGCAAAGGAGCUGCUCGCAGACGAUGAAUUCGCACUGUACAGUGUCGUCAUCUUCAAACGAAUACACGACGACUUUGUCCAGAAAUGUCGGGAACGAAAGUUCAUCGUCCGAGACUUUGUAUUCUCGGAGGAAGACAUGGAGAGGGAAAGGCAGGAAUUGGAAACCACUAAUGCUACUGAGCGGGAGCUCUGGACCGACCUCUUGCAAUCUGCAAGGAUCAACUUUUCCGAAUCGUAUCAACUCUUGGUGCACAUCAAAGUUAUCCGUCUCUUCGUGGAGAGCGUACUGCGAUACGGCCUUCCCUCACAUUACAUCGGCGUUGCUAUCAAGCCUGACCCAAAGACAGCGAAGAAAGUGUUCAAUGUGCUCCAAGCCCAAUUCGCCUACCUCGGCCCUCGCUCCAACCCCGCUCACAAACGCGCCCCCAAGAAGUCCAACGCGCCUACCGAAGACUUUGUCGGCGAGUAUCAGUCGGUGCUUGAUCAGGAAUUCUUCGACUUUGUGAUGUACGAGGUACCUUGGAUUGUGUAUUAGGCGUGGAGGGGGAGAGAGUACGUACACAUACACAUCUUGUUCAACUUUAAACCCAUUUCACGAUCUCUGUGAACUUGAUUACCCAAGUAUUUUAGUUUGA